GGGAUGUAUUUGUGCAGGACAUCAGAAAGGCAGACAGCAAGAUCCUCAUUGAGAGACACCUCGUCUCCUUGCCUGUCCUCUCCACGAGGGGGCGCUCGGACAUCUGACGUCACUUCCGCCGCCACAUAGACGCGUCCAACGGACUUGUCGACUUGCUUGCAGGCCCGUUCUUGCGCAUGCGUAACUCGACCCCCGUCCCAAUCGUUUACGGAGACUUCAGGGAAUUGUUGCAAUGGCUGAGUUCAAUAAUUUCAACACCGAUUUCUUCCAAUCAAGCUAUAGCAUUGAUGACCAAGGGCAAUCAGCUUAUGACUACAAUGCAGCAGGGGAUCCUUUCCAAAACAGGCAGUAUGACAGUCACACUCAGCAGCCUGGAUAUUUUUAUCCAACAGGGUCCCAACAGCCAUACACAGGACAGAUCUAUCAACCUACACCAACCUUCACUCCUAGCUCUCCACAGUCAGUAUACGGCAACAGUUUUGAAGACGAAGCCCCAUUAUUGGAAGAAUUAGGAAUUAAUUUUGACCACAUCUGGCAGAAAACACUGACUGUCCUCCAUCCACUGAAAGCAGCAGAUGGAACCAUUAUGAAUGAAACUGACCUGGCUGGGCCCAUGGUGUUCUGUUUGGCAUUUGGAGCCACCUUAUUACUGGUUGGCAAAAUCCAGUUUGGUUAUGUGUAUGGGAUCAGUGCUAUCGGGUGUCUCGGCAUGUACUGUUUGUUGAACUUGAUGAGUAUGACCGGAGUGUCCUUUGGUUGUGUGGCUAGCGUUCUUGGAUAUUGCCUGCUUCCAAUGAUUAUCCUGUCAAGUUUUGCUGUGAUUUUCUCUUUGCAAGGCAUGCUGGGCGUAAUUAUUGCUGCUAUGAUUAUUGGCUGGUGCAGUUUGUCAGCUUCUAAGAUCUUCAUCUCUGCCUUGGCCAUGGAGGGACAGCAAUUACUUGUGGCAUAUCCUUGUGCUUUGUUAUAUGGAGUUUUCGCUCUUAUCUCCGUUUUCUAAAUGUCUUUGUGAAUGGAACAAGGGUCCAUGUUCUGAACUCAAAAGACAAAUGGAUGCAAGUCUCAAGUAUCAUUCAAGUGGUUUAAAAACUUUCCAGUUGCCUGCCAACAAAGUGGUUGAAAUUCUUUUGAUUCCAAGUUUCUUGGGAACAAUUGGACAGAUGUCUUGUAUUCUUAAAUUCCUGCUUUAAAUGUUGUACAAAGAAACCCAUUUUAGUGAUUGAAGGUGUCUAAAGCACAGAUUGCUAAUUUGAAUGUUUUGUCUUUGCUUUCAACAACAUGCUUCACUGAUGGGGAUUAAAAUAUAUUAAAUGGUUUUACCUUUAUCCUGAAACACAGUUUAGUUAUGAAGUUCAGAUGAAAUUUUCACAUGGUUCAGACAUGCAAGUUACUUUUAUUGUUUGCUGGGUUGUUGGGACCGCUGGAAAGUGUUCCUUCACGUGCAGUGUAAAUAGAGAAAUAUACAGUACCCUGUGAUAUUUAUAUCUAUAGCAAGAACUGCGUGCAAUACCAAAAAACAAAACUCAAUAUUUAAAUCAAAAUUCUAUAGGCAUCCGUUCCUUUUGGUCAAUGAACCAUAAUAAAUUUCUCUCAAGCAAAUGAAAUUCAAUACUGGGAAUGGGAGGAGUUAGAAAACGUGUUGUACAUGUAGGCAUUGUCAAAGUAAGAUCCCAUUGUAAAGAGGGCAACUUCAUGUCUUGCUUUACAGCAUAAUUACAGUUUGCAAGUUAGACAUUAUUUUACCACCGUGUUUAUCUGGCCCAUGGAAAUAAACAAUCAUUCCAGCUCCAAUCUGUAAAUUACAGAUAAUUUAGUUUUUUUUUUAAGUUGACUGCUUAUUUUGUUUCUACUGUUUAAGCAUCUUGCCCUGUGCAGUACAUUUGUAAUAAAUUGGUUAAUCUCUCAUCCAA
Molecule: messenger RNA, 1907 nt
Organism: Chiloscyllium plagiosum (whitespotted bambooshark)
Lineage: Eukaryota; Metazoa; Chordata; Chondrichthyes; Orectolobiformes; Hemiscylliidae
Product: protein YIPF5
Biological process (GO): vesicle fusion with Golgi apparatus; regulation of ER to Golgi vesicle-mediated transport; endoplasmic reticulum to Golgi vesicle-mediated transport
Cellular component (GO): trans-Golgi network; membrane
Source: RefSeq, a predicted model, not a curated record